ACACAUCGCAUUCGUAGAAUCGAACCCUUCAUUUAUAGUUAAUAAAAGGCUUCUUCAAGUCUCUGCAGCUCAGAAAGUAGUUAGUUAGGCCAUGGCUGCUAGUCCUCCUCCAUAUAACCCCGUGCCGGUUGCGUACCAGGGAGGUGCCGGCGCGGUGCCAGUAUGGUUGAACAAAGGGGACAACGCAUGGCAAAUGGUAGCAGCCACACUCGUCGGCCUCCAAAGCGUGCCGGGUCUUGUUAUCCUGUACGGAAGCAUAGUAAAAAAGAAAUGGGCAGUGAACUCAGCUUUCAUGGCUCUCUACGCUUUUGCGGCGGUCGUAAUCUGCUGGGUGUCGUGGGCUUACAAGAUGUCGUUUGGGGACAAGCUCCUACCCUUCUGGGGCAAAGCUGGCCCUGCCUUGGGCCAGAAGUUCCUCAUCAACCAGGCAGCUCUGCCUGCGAGCACGCACUACUUCAGCGACCACAAGACUGUGGAGACUGCUGAGAUCACACCCUGGUACCCGAUGGCGACCAUGGUGUGGUUUCAGUGCGUGUUUGCAGCCAUUACGCUGAUACUGCUGGCGGGGUCGGUGCUUGGGAGGAUGAACUUCAAGGCGUGGAUGAUGUUCGUGCCGCUUUGGCUUACAUUUUCAUACACUGUCGGAGCGUUCAGCUUGUGGGGUGGAGGGUUCUUGUUCCAUUGGGGUGUCAUGGACUAUUCCGGUGGUUAUGUCAUUCAUCUUUCUUCCGGGAUUGCUGGCUUCACCACUGCUUACUGGGUAGGACCAAGGGUGAAGAAGGACAGGGAGAGAUUUCCACCAAACAACGUACUUCUGGUGUUAGCAGGAGCUGGGUUGCUGUGGAUGGGAUGGGCAGGUUUCAACGGGGGAGAUCCGUACGCGGCAAACACGGACUCAUCCAUGGCCGUCCUCAACACCAACAUCUGCGCCGCCACGAGCUUCUUGGUUUGGACUUGGCUCGAUGUCAUCUUCUUUGAGAAGCCUUCCGUCAUUGGAGCUGUCCAAGGAAUGAUCACUGGCCUCGUCUGCAUUACUCCUGCUGCAGGUCUUGUUCAAGGAUGGGCCGCUAUAGUGAUGGGAGUUAUGUCAGGCAGUGUGCCAUGGUUCACCAUGAUGAUAGUGGACAAGAGGUGGAAACUGCUAUCCGCAGUUGACGACACCCUUGGUGUAGUUCACACCCACGCCGUGGCCGGGUUUCUUGGCGGCAUUUUAACGGGGCUUUUCGCUGAGCCUGAACUAUGUGCACUCUUUUUGCCCGUCACAAACUCGCGCGGAGGCGUGUACGGAGGCUCAGGAGGAAUGCAAAUCCUCAAACAAAUUGUGGGAGCCCUAUUUGUCAUUGGAUGGAAUAUUGUGGUCACCUCCAUUAUUUGCCUAGUCUUACGGUGUAUAGUUCAGUUGUGCAUGCCGGAGGAACAGUUGCUGAUUGGGGAUGACGCAGUGCAUGGAGAAGAGGCAUAUGCAUUGUGGGGUGAUGGGGAGAAGUAUGAUGUUACUAGGCAUGAGCUUUGCUCCGAUGAUAUGUCACACGCUCAAAAAUAUCCACCCAGUGGUGCCACUCAGGUGGUCUAA
Prunus dulcis (almond) is the source of this 1573-nucleotide messenger RNA. Its product is annotated as ammonium transporter 3 member 1-like. The transcript has 3 exons. Lineage: Eukaryota; Viridiplantae; Streptophyta; Magnoliopsida; Rosales; Rosaceae. The record is from RefSeq and is a predicted model, not a curated record. The coding region runs from base 92 to 1573 and encodes 493 amino acids. Gene Ontology annotation, molecular function: ammonium channel activity. Gene Ontology annotation, cellular component: plasma membrane. Gene Ontology annotation, biological process: ammonium transmembrane transport.